Molecule: messenger RNA, 1776 nt
Organism: Alternaria burnsii
Lineage: Eukaryota; Fungi; Ascomycota; Dothideomycetes; Pleosporales; Pleosporaceae
Product: fe2+ zn2+ regulated transporter
Exons: 6
Coding region: 1-1776 (591 amino acids)
Biological process (GO): zinc ion import across plasma membrane
Cellular component (GO): plasma membrane
Molecular function (GO): high-affinity zinc transmembrane transporter activity
Source: RefSeq, a predicted model, not a curated record
AUGUGCAACCAACAAGCCCAGCAGGAGAACGCGCUCAUUUCUGCUCAGAACCAUGGCACUAUUCUGGUACCGUUCUGGAUGAUUGCAACGAUUUUUGACGUCGUCCUAGAAACAGCUAUCAUCGCGCUCUGCACGCAUCGCGUAUGGACUCUUCGUGAGUCGUGUCGUCAGAAAACUUUAGCCACACUACUCUUGUCGAUGCGUUUCAUCUUGGUGGCAGCGUCCGUCAUUCGCCUAGUCUACCUCCAGCAAGCUUAUGAUCGCAAUGGGGACCCUGCUUUUGACUCGAUACCUUACGCCGUUGCUACACAAAGCCAAACCACCCUCGCUGUCCUGAUCGUCUGUAGCCUCUGCCUCAAGCCUUAUGCUCGCUUUGAAGCAUCUCGAUCGCAAGCACCCAAACACAAUCUCAGACACUCAAAACACUGGUCUGGCAGCAUUACCAUCGGUGGCACACCAUACGAGUCUUACAAUUCUUUUCCACCACCGAUCAUAAGAGAGCCUCUCCUGUCUAUACAAGCGAACCUCCGCCACCCAGCGAGGAACAACGACCGGAUCUUAACUCAAUUCAAAUCAUGGUUAUUCAAUUGUCUUACUCUUGAGAUCCCGAGAUUCCUUUUGCCUCAUUGCUCUACUCAAUCUCUCUUUCUAGACAUGGCCGUUUUCGAUCCAACCAAUGUCGAUCUUACGACAGCAGACCAGGCAAAAGUCAUCUGCUACUUCGCUCUUGGCGAAAAUGAGUACAACGGUCAACUCGGCGCGCGGAUAUCAUCCAUCUUCGUUAUCGGCUUUGUCUCAACGAUCGCCACAUACUUCCCUGUCAUCGCCCGCAAGAAACCAUCUUGGAAGAUUCCCCUCGGUCUGUACACCUUCGCACGCUUCUUUGGUUCCGGUGUUAUCGUCGCUACAGCCUUCAUCCAUCUACUAGAUCCAGCAUACGAAGCCAUCGGUCCAGGCAGUUGCAUAGGGAAAAGUGGAGGCUGGGCGGAGUAUCCUUGGUGCGCUGCCAUUGUACUGACAUCCAUCAUGGCUGUCUUUUGCGUAGACCUGGGUGCAGAAGUAUACGUCGAACAUAAAUUCGGUGUCGCAAAGGAGGAAGCUGGCGGUUCGAAUAGCGUAUUCAUACGUUCCGAUAGAAACACCGAUCCAGCUGUGUUAUUUAUAGACCCCGAAUCUCAUGCCUCAACGCAACACCGGCAUCACCAGCAUCGGAAAGACACGGCCAGUCUCCACAGCAAAAGCUCCACCUCUUCGAAUAUGACGUCGUCAACAGCAGAUCGUCUGUCCUUCGCCCAGCAAAUAGUCGCUUUCCUCGUUCUGGAGUUCGGAAUCAUAUUUCACUCGGUCAUCAUCGGUCUGAACCUCGGCGUUGUAGGCGAUGAGUUCUCGACCCUCUUCCCAGUCCUUGUGUUUCACCAAUCCUUCGAAGGCCUUGGUAUUGGUGCCCGGUUAUCUAAUAUUUCUUUCCCACGAAGCAAGAGCUGGAUGCCGUGGGCUCUCUGCGCUUUGUACGGUCUUACUACCCCCACUUCUAUUGCCAUCGGGUUAGGCGUUCGCACAACCUAUUCACCUGAGAGCAAGGUCAGCUUGAUAGUCCAGGGUGUGCUGAACAGCGUUAGUGCUGGCUUUCUGAUUUACAGUGGGUUGGUGGAGCUGCUAGCUAAGGACUUCCUGUUUGACAGGCAAAGGACAAAAAACCUUGGGAACUUAGGACUGAUGGUGAUUUACGUCUUUGUAGGAGCUGCGACUAUGGCGCUGAUCGGUUAUUGGGCAUAG